AUGGCCUGUGGUACCGUUCAGGCACAGGUCGACUACCUCAAGCGCCUGCCGCUCUAUCAAUCAGAGAAGCCCUUCCAGCUCUUCAUCCCUAUCGAGCCAGACGCUAAGGACCAGCGGCAUUCCAACCUGGAGUUCGAGCCAAAAGAAUGCACGUUCCAUGACGUCCGGGACCAGCUCCCCGAGUGCCUGCUUGACUCCCAAGGUUUCCAGGUGCUCCGGCGGCCCACCCGCCUGGACCCCGCCUCCUUCGACAAGCGCGAGAUUGUCGAGUCGCAGUACCUCGACGAGGUCAAAGACAUUCUCAAGUCAGUCGACGGAGGCUAUGACAGGAUAUUCAUCUUCGACUGGAGGGUCAGUCUUGCAUGCCCUCCAAACCAAGCCGUAGCCGGCCACGAGUUCGACAUGAACGACUUGACGACCUGGCUGCGCCCCUCGCCUACAGCGCAUGUCGACCAGAGCGACCGCGCCGUCCUCCACCGCAUCAUGCUCCACCUCCCGGAUGAAGCCCCGCUGCUGUUGCAAGGGAGAGUGCGCAUCGUCAAUGUAUGGCGCCCGCUCGAGCAUGUCAUUGAAGAUUAUCCGCUGGCAUUCUGCGACCCGACCUCAGUGCCCGACGCCGAUCUUAUCGAGUGCGAUCAUAUAAGACGAAAGUUCAAGGGGGCCAAUUUAUACGCACAUCACAGCGAGGAGCACAAGUGGUGCUAUGUUGGAAACCAUGAACCUGACGAAGUUCUCUUGCUCAAAAUGUUUGAUUCUGACAGUUCUGUCGCUGCAAAAAGGCUGCUGCAUGCUUCCUUCCGCCACCCGUCAGCACCAGCUGAUUGCAAGCCGCGCAAGAGCAUCGAGGUCCGCGCCUUGUUAUUCAAUCACCCCGGACAGUGAACUCGGAUGACCAUGCGCCAUGUCAUCAGUCCAAAGUUUCAUGGCCUAUGUACCUGUAUCACGCGCAUGGGUACGGCUCCUACUGCCAUCCGGCUUACAUUGCGAAUGUGGUUGCGUCCCGAAAGUCUCCGUGUCAAGGCGACCGGGCGGUGUACCUCCCCCCUGCGUGGCCUAUCCAGACACAAAGCAAAGCCCCAGCGACACCUGAACCAUCCUGAAUGGCUAUGUCUACUCGGGAACUCUGCUGUGGUAUUGCGACGAUAGGCACGGAGUACACAUUGGCAUGGGGCGGAGUAAGGGUUGCAGCCAGCACGCCUACAAUAGUGGUACACUUGAUCUCGAGGUAA
This is a messenger RNA of Microdochium trichocladiopsis, 1229 nucleotides long. Its product is annotated as methyltransferase CmcJ. The transcript has 5 exons. Gene Ontology annotation, molecular function: oxidoreductase activity. Bases 1 to 882 code for a protein of 293 amino acids. Lineage: Eukaryota; Fungi; Ascomycota; Sordariomycetes; Xylariales; Microdochiaceae. The record is from RefSeq and is a predicted model, not a curated record.